CAUCAGAAAGCGAAAGUGAAAAUAGUCUUCUGUAGUUUCCUUCUAAAGUGUUGUAACUUUAAAAGAGGAGAGAACAUUCAAACAAAGGUAGCCUACACCUCCCGAGCUAGAAUAUCAACCUUGUGACCUAGAAUGGCAUCUGGUCCGGAAUCUGGGUCUUCUUCUGGCCAACCCUUCACCAUCUCAGCCAAUAAUGGGUCCAGUGUCAACGCUCCCAUAAUCACUGGUAACACCAUUGGAGCAAUCCAUUAUAAUACAGUCCCUUCGUCUGCAGCACCCCAGCACACCAGCCCCCGGAUGUCAUCACUUCAUGAUUUCCUAAAAACACACAAGAUGGAUCUGGAGACCAGGAUGGGCAAUCUUCGUCCCAUCCUCAGCGAUCUCAGGCACCUUGGGGUUCUGAGUGAGGAGGAUAGAGAGGAGAUAGACAUCAAAACCACACCGACCAAGAGAAAUGAAGCUCUGCUGACCAUGGUUAUUAAGAAGGGGAAAACUGCACAGGAACAGUUUUACCAGGCCCUGAAAAAAGCAGACCCUUACUUGGUGAAAGACCUAGAGGGAUAAAUUACCUCCUUAUACACUGCCAUAUCCAUAAUUGCCUAUUCCAUUCCGUUAUGAAAUAAGACCAAAUGUUUACGAAUAUUUAUCCAAAUUAGGAUAGUUUAUUUAAAUUCCAAUAUAACAUGAAUUAGAAAGGUAAUUCCAAUGACAUUAUCUUAUCUGUCAUACCAUAAAUCAAUAAACAAGUUUGUUUUUUA
Salvelinus fontinalis (brook trout) is the source of this 758-nucleotide messenger RNA. RefSeq names its product caspase recruitment domain-containing protein 8-like. The transcript has 3 exons. The coding region runs from base 133 to 564 and encodes 143 amino acids. Gene Ontology annotation, biological process: regulation of apoptotic process. Gene Ontology annotation, cellular component: canonical inflammasome complex. The record is from RefSeq and is a predicted model, not a curated record. NCBI's taxonomy places the organism in Eukaryota, Metazoa, Chordata, Actinopteri, Salmoniformes, Salmonidae.